Messenger RNA from Sclerotinia trifoliorum, 279 nucleotides. NCBI's taxonomy places the organism in Eukaryota, Fungi, Ascomycota, Leotiomycetes, Helotiales, Sclerotiniaceae. The record is from the annotation of a GenBank genome assembly.
AUGAAGGGAACAAGAUGCCUUGGACAGCAGCAAUGGGAGAUCGAGGGGAGAUGGGUUGAACUCACAAUUGCCUCUAGGCCAAGGCCACCAUUCCUCCACAUUGUCGCCCCUGUCUUUGGACUCUGCCCUUCGGGGCGGGGAACGAAGAAGGCCGGAGCGGCAAGUGGAUGGCUGGUGGCCUUGGCCUCUCUGGCCCAAGCCAUCAUUUCUCUCUUCGCCUGGUGUCUUUGGACUCCUCCCUUCGGGGGAACGAAGGAGACACCAGGCGGGGGAGGAUGA